CUUACAAUCACCUAAAAAAGAAUUACACAAAGAUAAAGGUACGUUAACGUUUGUUUCGUUUGUUUCUUGGCAAAGACCUUAUUUUUUUUAUAAAUAAAUCCGCUAGAAAAAUGUUUCUCGAUUUUUUCAAAACAAAUUUAAAUUACACUAAAAUACAUUAGAAAAAUUAGAAAAAUCAAAUUUUAAACAUCAUAACAAUUUAUCUUUUUUGAAUUUUUAUACAAAUCAUAAUUUCAUUAAAAAUGCAACAAGAAAAAAUUCCAACGAUUAUUAUUGUCGGUGCAGUUCUAGGAGGACUUUCUCUUUAUCAUGCCUUGAUAAAGAACAAGGACAAAAAAGAAUUCAACGUAAAAAUCUUUGAACGUAAAACUAGUCCUACAAAUCGAUGGCAAGAUCAUAUAGGCUUGUUUAAUUAUGGAGUUCGAUCUCUUUUAAACUGUGUUCUAUCCUCGAUCACUUCAAACCUUCCAAAAGCAAUACCAAAUCCAAUUCCCGAUGUAGAAACUUAUGGAAUAACUAUCACUGAUCAAAUAGGAAAUGUUUUACUUACCCCUCCAACUAAACCAUUUAAAGAUGUUUAUGAAAUCGCAAAAAUAUCUCAUGGUCUAUCAUCAAUUAUAAUAUACUUAGAGAUGUUUUAUUAGAAGGUGUACCAGUUCAAUAGAAUAGAAAAUGUAUUAAAUAUGUAGAGACUUAAGAAGGAGUUUGGGUAUUUUUUGAAGAUGAUUCACAAAAAUUUUGUAAUAUUUUAGUUGGCGCAGAUGGAAUUAAUUCUCCAAGUAAGUAGU
This is a messenger RNA of Rhizophagus irregularis DAOM 181602=DAOM 197198, 788 nucleotides long. NCBI's taxonomy places the organism in Eukaryota, Fungi, Glomeromycota, Glomeromycetes, Glomerales, Glomeraceae. The record is from RefSeq and is a predicted model, not a curated record.